Messenger RNA from Ichthyophthirius multifiliis, 934 nucleotides. RefSeq names its product NLI interacting factor-like phosphatase family protein, putative. The record is from RefSeq and is a predicted model, not a curated record. NCBI's taxonomy places the organism in Eukaryota, Ciliophora, Oligohymenophorea, Hymenostomatida. The annotation marks the transcript as partial. Gene Ontology annotation, molecular function: phosphoprotein phosphatase activity. The transcript has 4 exons.
UUAUUUCAUAAAAAAUGAAUAAUAAUACAAAAUCAGGACAAUAAAUAUAAUAAAAUGAUGAAAUAUUGAAAAAAGAAAUAGAAAACUUAAAAUUUGUAACAGAUGUACCUAAGUUAGUUAAAUAAUUUUAAGUUUUAGAAAAUUUUUCAAAUCAUCCAUAUAGACAUAUAAUAUUUAAUCCAAAUAUUGAUUAAAAUAUUUUUUUGUAAUUUUUAAUGUUAACCUAUAGAGGCUUAGUUUAUUCUACAAAAUGUCUAAAAGGGCCAUCUGAUAAAUUUAUUUAAUAAAAAUAAGUUGAAUUAACGCCUGCAAAAAAUCCUACAAACAAUAUUUUGUUUUUAGAUUUAGAUGAGACAUUAAUACAUAGUUGUAGAAUAAAUGAAAACUAUAAUGUAUAGAUAAAAGCUUUUGAAGAUAAUAAUUCUUAAUAAGAAUAUUUAAUUUAAUUCAGAAUAAGGCCUUAUUGUAUGGAGUUUUUAUAGAAAAUAUCAAAAUAUUGGGAUAUAUAUUUAUUUACAGCUUCUUCUACUACAUAUGCUAAUGCUAUUGUUAAUUAUUUAGAUCCACAUAGAUAAUAUAUAAAUUAAGUUUUAACAAGAAAAAAUUGUAUGGAAACUAAAAAUGGAUUUUUUGUUAAAGAUUUGAGGAUAGUUAAAGGUAUUAAUAUUAAAAAAGCUAUUAUUGUAGAUAAUUUAGCACAUUCCUUUGGACUAUAAAUUGAUAAUGGUAUUCCUAUUUUAGAAUGGCAUUCAGAUAAAAAUGAUGUAGAAUUAAAACAUCUUAUUGGUUAUUUAAUUGAAGCUUCUAAAGUUGAUGAUGUCAGAGUUUUUAAUUAAUAAAAUUAUAAAUUAACCGAAUUAAUUAAAUUUAAAUCUGAUGAUUUAAAAUUAAAAGAUUAAAAAAGUUAAAUUAUUAAUGUUUGAUAUUGCUUUUU